UGUUUCUAAAGUGAGUAAAGCAUAUAAAUCAAGUGGAGACAGAGAGGGAGCAACUAAGAGGAAGAGAUAGAGAAAUGGGUGGAGAAGAAGAGGGAUCAGGAAAUAGUAAAGAAAAAAGAGGGGAAGAAGUAGUUGAUGCUGGUUCUCUCUUCGUCCUUAAAUCCAAAGGGACAUGGUGGCACUGCGGAUUCCACUUGACGACGUCGAUAGUGGCGCCGCCGCUACUUAGUCUACCGUACGCUUUCAAGUUCUUGGGAUGGGUCGCCGGAAUAUCAUGUCUAGUAGGAGGAGCGGCCGUGACUUUCUACUCAUACACACUUCUGUCUCUCACCCUCCAGCACCAUGCUUCCCACGGCCACCGCUACCUCCGGUUCCGUGACAUGGCUUACCAUAUCCUCGGUCCGAAAUGGGGGAGGUACUACGUGGGACCAAUACAAAUGGCGGUGUGCUAUGGUGUGGUUAUUGCCAAUGCGCUUCUUGGAGGCCAAUGCCUUAAGGCAAUGUAUUUGGUAAUGCAGCCUGAUGGGGGAAUGAAACUCUUUGAGUUUGUGAUUAUCUUUGGAGCUUUGCUUUUGGUUUUGGCACAAAUCCCAUCUUUUCACUCUCUACGGCACAUCAACUUCUUCUCUCUCCUCCUUUGCCUUCUCUACAGUGCUUCCGCCUCUGCUGCUUCCAUCUACAUUGGAAAAACAUCAGAUGCACCAGAGAAGGAUUAUUCAAUCGUUGGUGACCAAGAAACUAGAGUGUUUGGAAUCUUUAAUGCCAUAGCCAUUAUUGCCACUACAUACGGCAAUGGCAUUAUACCCGAAAUUCAGGCAACAAUAGCAGCGCCAGUGAAAGAAAAAAUGUUGAAAGGAUUGUGUAUGUGUUACAUUGUAGUGAUAGUAACAUUCUUCACCGUAGCCAUAACAGGGUAUUGGGCGUUUGGUAAUAAAGCCAAUGGACUUAUCUUCACUAAUUUCUUAAAUUCCGAGACAGACCAUUACUUGGUUCCUACUUGGUUUAUUUUUCUCAUCAACCUCUUCACCGUUCUUCAACUUUCAGCUGUUGCUGUGGUAUACCUACAGCCUAUAAACGAUAUACUGGAAAGUGUAAUCAGUGAUCCAACAAAGAAAGAAUUCUCAGUACGCAAUGUCAUCCCUCGACUAGCUGCUCGUUCCCUCUUCGUCAUGGUGGCUACAAUCUUCGCGGCAAUGCUUCCAUUUUUUGGAGACGUGAACUCCUUGUUAGGUGCUUUCGGGUUUAUACCUCUGGACUUUGUUCUACCUGUCGUGUUCUUCAACUUCACGUUCAAGCCAUCUAAAAAGAGUUUCAUAUUUUGGAUCAACACUUUGAUCGCCGUGGUCUUUUCUUGUUUAGGAGUGAUUGCUAUGGUCGCCGCGGUUAGACAGAUUAUUAUGGACGCCAAUACGUAUAAGUUGUUUGCGGAUGUAUAAAAAACACAUGCAAGCUUUCCGAGUGAGAUACUGAGAUUGUUAUCUAUACUAUUAAUUGGGAAGGACAACUUGAAGCCAAA
Messenger RNA from Capsella rubella, 1516 nucleotides. RefSeq names its product GABA transporter 1. The transcript is spliced from 6 exons. The record is from RefSeq and is a predicted model, not a curated record. NCBI's taxonomy places the organism in Eukaryota, Viridiplantae, Streptophyta, Magnoliopsida, Brassicales, Brassicaceae. Gene Ontology annotation, cellular component: plasma membrane. Bases 75 to 1436 code for a protein of 453 amino acids.